Molecule: messenger RNA, 441 nt
Organism: Miscanthus lutarioriparius
Lineage: Eukaryota; Viridiplantae; Streptophyta; Magnoliopsida; Poales; Poaceae
Source: the annotation of a GenBank genome assembly
AUGUAUUUGGGACAAAAUUUCAAUGACUUGCCCACUCUGCCCCCACGUGCUGGCUUUGGGGGAGUCGGUGGGAGUGGAACUACAUCUGCCAGAGUAGACAGAAGAGGCGCUGCCUCCACCAUCCCUGUGGACCAAGAAGCCGACGGUGAUUCUGAAGUGAAUCCAGAUGAUUUCAUAGUCCAAGCAAUCCCGAGUGCAAGGCAGGGAGCCACUAGCGGAAAACGGUCGCUAGAGGCCGAUGUCACUGCUAAUGCGAGUGGGACAGUGCCUAAGAGGCCUCGUCGAACUUGCACAUUGAGAUCAGCUACAACGCGUGACGCUAUUGAGGAACAGCCGGAGGAGGAAGAAGAAGACACAUCAUUUUUUGUUAGGCAGAUGUCUCCACCAGACCUAUUAAGUACCCGAGUGCCGACCCAAGGUGAUGAGGGUACACGUGGAUAG